This is a messenger RNA of Seminavis robusta, 2942 nucleotides long. The record is from the annotation of a GenBank genome assembly. NCBI's taxonomy places the organism in Eukaryota, Bacillariophyta, Bacillariophyceae, Naviculales, Naviculaceae.
AUUUCGUCCAAAGAUUCAACGGUCCAAAGGAGGUGCGCAGGUUCACGAAGUGGCCAAUUUUGUAAGCCCAACGAUCCUGUUCCACUUCACAAAUCAACUACUUUUGAGCGUCGAGUUGGCUGGGAUGGGCAAAGUUUCGCACAACCAGCAAGAUUCAUAGCAUAGCUUGCAGUCGGAAGGCAAAGCGGCACAAUCUGUCACCUUUGAACGAACAAGCAACGAUGAGCACCACCACUGGAGAAGCCGUAGAAGUUACCGUCCGGUCCAGGGCGUCAAGAGGAGCCUAUGACAUGACGGAUAUUUCCUCCAGCAGUGAGGGACCCCGACCAGCAAUGCCGGAAUCACAGCAGAGCAUUCUUUCGGGGGUGCCCUCGCAGACGUCGUAUGGCGAUAUGAGCGAACAAGACAGGGAGCUCAAUAAUUUUGCAUUGGCCAUGACUACAAAAGUUCUAUUCUUUAUUGCAUGUGCCAUGUUUCUGUGGGUAUCAAUUGAUGACUUGUACUGGGCAGACGAAGCACAAACCAUUCCGCAAACAGUGCUGGAAGCGGACGAUGAUGCGACGUGGCGAGAGUUUCGAGUUCGUCAAAGGAGUGGACAAGUUGGAAGCACCAACGUCAUUUCCACUUUCGAUGCCGAUACCGAUGCCGAUGCCGAUACCGAUGCCAUUGGAUCUGGAUAUGUACGUACUGGCAAGACGCAAAACGACGAGGAAGACGAAGACGAGAUUACAUGGUCGGACCUGCGCAACAUGGGUGGUGGGUUAAGAAGGCAUAUGCGUGUCAAAGGCGGAAAAGAUAGAACCCAGUCCACAAGACGAGCACAAGAUGGUGACUUUGGAUUUCACACUCCGUGGUCAGAUCUGAGUUUUACGAAGCAGAUUGCUGCUGCCACGUUGGGUCAUGAUGAAAACUCUUGGAACAUCGGGUUGCCAACAUUUGCAGAUUUGAUCAAGUGGGACGACCUGACACCAGAUCAACGUGAGGCUGCUCAGGCACUUGGCUAUGACCAGUACCUAUGGGAUAUGCUAAGAGGCUUUGUACCUCCCAGAACGGCAGCUCCUUCGAAUGCGGGUAGUUUCCCCGAGGCUGCUUCUGAACACUUGGCGUGGUCGUCGCUACCGUUCUCCAAGCAAAUUGCCGCAGCCACGUUAGGGUAUGAUGAAGAAUCUUGGAACAAUGGUAGCCCUACGCUUACAGACACCACCAGAUGGGAUGACCUUACGUAUGAGCAACGUGAUGCAGCAUUGUCUUUGGGGUACAAUCAGUACCUCUGGGACAUGCUUCGAGGUUUCGUUCCAGCAAGAACGGCUUCGCCCUUUGACUCGCCACAGCCAGCGACACCAAUGCCUACCCGCAGUCCAUCAGCUCGUCCAACUUCAAAGCCAGACUGGGGAUCCAUGUUUUGGUCAAAUCUUCCACAAGACAUCCGUGCAGCAGCCAUCGUGCUGGGAUACAACGAGGCUGUGUGGAACAAUGGAGAGCGAACCGGCACGGACGAUUUGUUUUGGGAUCAGCUAACACCAGAGCAGCAAGUGGCAGCGACAUUGAUCGGUUACACCAAAGAAACAUGGGACGUUUACGCUGAUCCAAACGUUGAUGCAGGUGCUAGUACACAGCCAAUCUCUACAGGCGCACCCUCCCUUCCUCCAUCCACUCCGGCACCGGUACCAGCUCCGCUUCCAACGACAGCAACGCCAACACCUGCCCCAGUAACGACAAGCACUCAAGCACCAGUUCCGGCAACGACGACGCCUGUUCCGUCCACGGCCCCACCUGUUCCAGCAAGCACUCGUGCACCAGCCCCCACAUCCACAUCGGCAACCAGAGACUUGGCCCCGGGUGAAACAUGGCGUUCGUACCUGUGGCAUGAGCUGCCCAGUGAGAUUAGGGGCGGGGCCAUAGCUUUGGGCUUCACAGAAGAGCUUUGGAACGGCGGUGCAAAAGUUGCGACUGACCAGUACUUUUGGGGUGAGCUAUCAGCUGCUCAGCAAGAGGCUGCAAACAUACUAUUUGGUUACACAGAGACUACAUGGGACGCCAGUGAUGGCAAAUGGCAAAAGAUUCCCUGGGACCAACUCCCGCCCGAAAUUCAGAGCCACGCGGCUGUCCUUGGCUUUGAUGAGGAUCUUUGGGAGUCAGGUGCCAACAUCGACACGAAGAGUUAUGGAUGGGACGAAUUGUCAGGUAUGCAGCAAGAGGCCGCAUUCAGGAUUUUUGGUUUGACGGCAGAGAGUUGGAUGUCAGCAGGUCUCAAAGAGGAGGAGGGCGACGAAUCACGAGUUGCAAGCGUCAAGAACGAAGGUGGUGGUCGAGGGGGCGGACGUGGGGGCGCCGAUGAUGACUAUGUUUUCAGCGUCGAAAAGGGGGAUGACGACGUUUGGGUUUCAAAAUAUCAAAUCGUCUACUUCGUUGGUUCCCUUUGUUUCGCCGUCGUUGGCAUAUUGGAUAUGGUUCGCGAAGAGAGACCAUAUCAUAUUCUGAUGAUAUUGGCUGGAGCAUUCAGUGCACUUGCAUCCAUGUUUGUCGAAACCAACCUUACGACUACCAACAUCUUCCAUUGCUUCUCGAUGCAUUUCUUUGUCUUCGAGGGGCUCACAAGGUUCUUCUAUCGUCCUGCCCUUCGAGCUCUCCUUCCAGGCCCCUGCAAGAAUGCUCUGUGGAUGGCAGACAUAUGCUUUGUUACCGGGGCUGCAAUGGAAGCCAUUCUUUCCUACUUCUUCUUCAGCAAGGAUGAUGCACGAGAGAACUUGCAUAUAGCACGAGCAGAUUCGUUCGCAGCAUUGUUGUUCUUCAUGAGCGCAUCGAUUUACGUUGCAAUAACACCGGUGGUCUUCCUGAGGAACACAAAGCACAAGCCCUAUCGAUGAAACUUACGAUAGACAAGCUCUACAAGUACCGGUACCUGUAAAGAUACAAUACAUAAUGUACAGAUUCAUUUGCUC